This is a messenger RNA of Didymodactylos carnosus, 1734 nucleotides long. The record is from the annotation of a GenBank genome assembly. Lineage: Eukaryota; Metazoa; Rotifera; Eurotatoria; Philodinida; Philodinidae.
AUGAUACGUUCUUGUUUGAUAGAAGGAUUGCUGGUCAUCUAUAUUCUACCACUAAUUAACGACGCCUUAUGCUCGUAUCAUGAAGAACAAUUGUACGACUAUAUAUUCAAAGGUUAUAAUCCUCUCAUACGUCCAGUUAAAAAAGUUGAAGAAACAAUUACGGUUCAUUUCAGUAUCGCUUUGCUACAACUUAUUAGUGUGGUUGAAAAAGAACAAGUAAUGAAAACCAAUGUUUGGUUACAAGUCAAAUGGUAUGAUUAUCAACUUCAAUGGAACCCAGAAAAAUAUGGAGGAAUUGGUUCAAUUCGUGUACCACCUGAUAAAGUUUGGACACCAGAUCUUGUUUUAUUUAAUAAUGCUGAUGGAAAAUAUGAAGCCAGUUACAAAUGCAAUGUUGUCAUCUAUUCUAAUGGUGAUAUGAAUUGGGUGCCACCUGCUAUUUAUAAGUCAAGUUGUUAUAUUGAUGUCAAGUUCUUUCCUUUUGAUCAACAAACAUGCGAGCUUCGAUUUGGCUCUUGGACCUACGAUCAUCGUCAGAUGAAUUUUACUUAUUAUGAAGAAGAUCAACGAAAAGUAACAGUGAAAGAUUAUGUUGUUAGUGGUUCAUGGGACCUUAUCGAUGGACCAAUGUCUAUACAAGACGAAGCAAAUAGCAGAUUAUCGUCGUCUUCACUAACAUCAUCCACACAACGAGCUUUAAGCUUAUCAAAUUCUUCAACGGAGAGUAGUGUUACUGAAGUUAGACUCGAUCAGGCUGAUGCACGUGAUCGUGUCGAAUUCGUGUGUAAACUUGUUAUUCGUCGUAAAACAUUAUUUUAUACAAUUAACUUGAUAGUCCCAACGGUGCUAAUUUCAUUUUUAUCAAUAUUUGUAUUUUAUCUACCGACUGAUGCUGGAGAAAAAAUGACAUUAUCAAUUUCAAUUUUACUAGCUUUAGUUGUGUUUCUCUUACUUAUAUCAAAAAUUCUACCACCGACAAGUAUUGUUAUACCAUUAAUCGCUAAAUAUUUACUAUUUACGUUCAUCAUGAAUAUAAUCACCAUAUUUCAAACUGUUGUCAUUAUUAAUUGGAAUUAUCGAACGCCACGUACACACAAUAUGCCGAUGUGGGUAAGAAAACUAUGUAUUGAUAUACUUCCACGAAUAUUAUGUAUGGAACGUCCAAAAAAAUAUGAAAAGGAAGAUAACGACUUAGAGGAAAAAAAUACUAAACAUAAUUAUGCCACCUAUAUUCAAGCAGCACGAGCUCUAUCCAUUGUUAGUCCAGCAAUGAGUGAUACACAAAAACUAGAACUAAAAAAGCGUACACUUCGAAAACACCCUUAUUCAAGUCUACAAUCGACAACAAAAUAUAUUAAUGAUACAAUGAAACAUACGAAUAAUCCAAGUGAUAAUACACGAUCAAAAAUGAAUAAAACAAUGUUUCAAAGAAAUCGUUAUGAUGAAGAUGAAGAUGAUUUUGACAGUCAUGAUCAUACCAACGACGAUUAUAAACUAACAAAAGAAGCAUAUGAGGCUGCUGAUCAUUUACGUUAUGUAGCAAAUCAUAUGAGAACAGCAAGUCAAUAUGAAGCGGUUCGUGAUGAUUGGAAAUAUAUAGCGUCCGUUAUUGAUCGACUUCAAUUAUACGUCUUUUUUGCUGUAACCACUGCUGGAACAUUUGGUAUUCUAUUUAAUGCUCCAUAUAUUUUUCAAUUUGUUGAUCAACAGGCUAUUCUUAAUGCCUGGACAUGA